Messenger RNA from Amaranthus tricolor (Joseph's coat), 2425 nucleotides. Its product is annotated as protein SINE1-like. Lineage: Eukaryota; Viridiplantae; Streptophyta; Magnoliopsida; Caryophyllales; Amaranthaceae. The transcript has 3 exons. The record is from RefSeq and is a predicted model, not a curated record. Bases 330 to 2285 code for a protein of 651 amino acids. Gene Ontology annotation, molecular function: microtubule binding. Gene Ontology annotation, cellular component: microtubule.
UUUCAGAGCAAAUGGAGGAAUAAUAAUUAUAAAACCCUAAAUAAAUCCUUCACUCAUUAUGCAAUGCAGCUGCUUCUAUCUCUCUUUCAUUUCUUAAUUCUAGUAACAUUUUCUUUCACACCCAUUCAUUUUUUUUUUAUUUCUUUCCUUUUUUGAAUUGAUUCACUUCUUCAUUUCUCUUAUUCUUUCAUAAUCUUCUUUAACCAAAAAAGUUUCACACUUUGGAGUGAAUAAGAAAUUAUAAUAAUAAUCAUUAAGGACCCAGCCUAAACCUCCAACGGUAGUCAGCUUUAAUCUCGUUCUUAAACUGUAUUAGCCCAGCUUACUAAAUGGGUAGAAAUUUAAGUCCUGCUUUGCGCCAAGAACUAGCCAACCUAGAAAAAGAUGCAGAUAGUCGACGAUCUGCAAUGAAAGCAUUGAAAUUAUAUGUAAAAGAUAUGGAUUUGAAAGCGAUUCCGCUCUUUCUUGCUCAAGUUUCCGAGACUAAAGAUGCUGGUUGCUCUCCUGGGGAGUACACCAUUUCAAUCUAUGAAGUUCUUGCUCGGGUACAUGGACCUAACAUUGUGCCCCAAUUAGAUAAUAUUAUGUGUUCAAUUAUCAAGACUUUAACUACUAGUGGAGGAUCAUUUCCUCUUCAACAGGCUUGUUCUAAGGUAGUUCCUGCAAUUGCAAGGUAUGGGAUUGAACCCACUACACCAGAAGAUAAGAAAAGGAAGAUUAUCCAUUUGCUUUGUAAACCUCUUUCGGAUUCUCUUUUGGGUACCCAAGAGAGCUUAUCUUGUGGGGCCGCUUUAUGUUUGAAAGCCCUUGUGGACUGUGAUAAUUGGAGGUUUGCUUCUGAUGAAAGGGUUAAUGAGCUUUGUCUAAAGCUUGCUAGUGCUUUGGAGGAUAAGGCGACUCAAACAAAUUCCCAUAUGGGUUUGGUGAUGUCUUUGGCUAAGCGGAAUAGUCUUACAGUUGAGGCGUAUGCACGGUUGUUAAUACGCAGUGGAUUGAAUAUACUGAAUUGCGGGUUGGUGGAGAAGAAUUCGCAGAAACGAUUGACUGCCAUUCAGAUGUUGCAUUCUUUGAUGAAAUGCUUGGAUAUCAGGAGCAUUUUUUCGGAGUUGGACUCGAUUAUUGAGGAGAUGGAGAAAUGUCAAUCUGAUCAGAUGCCAUAUGUUAAGGGAGCUGCAUUUGAAGCAAUGCAGACAGCGAAAAGAUUAUUAGUAGAGAGAUCGCCCAAGAUCAGUUGCGAUGAGGUUUCAGUUACCGGCUCUAACUUCAGUAGAAGUAGUAAUAGUGGAAGGAGAAACUUGUCGAGUUCUGGAAGUCAGUCACCUUUAUCUGUGUCACCCGACUCACAAACCCAUGAUUCAUAUGCCGAGUCUUUCAAGGAUUCUCCAAUGUCAAUGAGUCAAGCUUCAUGUAAUGUUCGGAGAAAUUUCAAUAGGAAGCUUUGGAAACAAGAAAAUGGGUGUGUUGAUGUAUCUUUGAAGGAUGGACUUUUCUCGGAGAUUGCCCGCGAAAGCUAUAGAGCUAAUGCAUCAUCAGGACAGGAUAAAGGGUCUGAUAGUAGAAGUAACUCGAAUGGAUUUCCUGGGUUUACUCCAGGAAGUGUUGCGAAUGGAGCAAUAAGGAGCCGACCUCACAGUCCGGUAAAUGGAGCACUCAGAAGGAGGCCUCAAAGUCCAGCUAAUGGAGCUUUAAGAAGCCGACAAAGUCCGGUUAACGGAGUUCUAAGAAGCCGACCUCAAAGUCCAGCUAACAGUGCAAGGAGAAGCCUAACACCCAGCCCUCAGAGGACACGCUCUCAGAUUGAUGUCGAUAACAUCAAGAUCUUUAGUACUCCAAGGAAGCUCGUUAGCUCCCUCCAAGAUUUUGACGAAAAUUCAAACUACAUUGUCAAUCAAUCUAGACGACAGCGAAGUCCAUGCUCAGCUACAUACGACUGGAUCCCUUCUGCCAAUUAUAAUCAAAAUGGCUGCCAGCGAAGUCCUGUAGAUGUUUCCAGCAACAUCUCAAAUGGGUUUGAAGACCAUUGCUGCGAUUCUACUUCACCAUCAAUCUCAUCAACUGAAGAUGCGUUAGCCAUUGCUAAUGGCGAUAUCUCUCCUAAUAUGCUCCUUGGCGAGCAAUGUGAAUCGGGAAAGAUAGUGAAAACUUCUAAGACCAUGAUUUCGAGCACUUCAGGGAGGAAAAUUACCGCUUUGGUAAUGUUAUUCGUCCUUUUAGUUUCAGUAGGUUUUUCAUUCGUUUUGUUAUUUUGUGAGCAGGAUGAAAACCGUCGCCUAGUUCCAACCUAGGCAUUUUAGAUAAAUUGUAGUAUGAUUAGUGUAAUGCAGAAUGAGCAGUAUUUGUGAGACUAUCAUGUAUUAGUAUGUUGGGUGUAGUAAUUGUUUUUGUACAAAUGACUUCUCGUUAUGCAAUUAGCCUUAUUGCUCUA